This is a messenger RNA of Diabrotica virgifera virgifera (western corn rootworm), 597 nucleotides long. RefSeq names its product fatty acid-binding protein, liver. The transcript is spliced from 4 exons. The coding region runs from base 160 to 525 and encodes 121 amino acids. The record is from RefSeq and is a predicted model, not a curated record. Lineage: Eukaryota; Metazoa; Arthropoda; Insecta; Coleoptera; Chrysomelidae.
AUUAGUUAUUUAAAUGCAUGACUUGGUAUGAUUAUUAUUUAAUGAUAAGGUUAAUUACUGACACAUUUGUUUAAACCAGCUGUGCAGUUUACAACCUGAAAGACUACAGAACGCUUCUCUGUAGAUUUAGAAAUUGUUUGUUGUAAUAAAAAUUUCAAAAUGGUUCUUACUGGAAAAUAUACAGUGGUUGGCGAAGAAAAUUUUGCUAACUAUCUCAGCGCAAUGGGUUUUCCGUACAACUAUGUGAAAUACUCAAUUGAUAUUAAACAAGACCCUGAUAAAGUUACCGUAAUAAAAUCUUAUGAAGGAAAAUCGAAAGCAGUCGUUAUUCCAUUGGGCGUAGAAUACGAAGAGACUAAUGCCUUAGGAGUAGUAGUUAAGUGUAUGGCUAGAUUCGAAGGAGAUAUUCUUAUAGUCCAAGCCGGCGAUGUUACAAAGACCUACACCUUUACUCCCACUGGUGGAAAUAUUGUUUAUAAAUCUCCCAUAUCCUCCGGAAAACUUAUUUUUAAGAGCGAUGAAUGAAGUUUUGUUGAAUUUUGUUUUGUUAUUGUUUGAAACGAUAUAAAAUAAUAAAAACUUAGGAUAUGUAUAUAA